Messenger RNA from Adelges cooleyi (spruce gall adelgid), 868 nucleotides. RefSeq lists its product as uncharacterized. The coding region runs from base 53 to 868 and encodes 271 amino acids. The transcript has 3 exons. The record is from RefSeq and is a predicted model, not a curated record. Lineage: Eukaryota; Metazoa; Arthropoda; Insecta; Hemiptera; Adelgidae.
UGACUCUGGCCAGUAAUCGACGGUUAAAGAAAUCUCGAGUUUAUCGACAUCAAUGUUUUUGGUUGCAGUGUCGCAUAAACGUGGUGUAACACGUUGGAAAGAAUCGAUGACGGAGAAAGACACGACACUGAUGCGUCCAUUUAGAAACAAACAUACUUAUCCCGUGUUAGACGUUUGCAAAAAUGUGUCCAAUGCACCUAGAUAUUACAAUGGUGUCUUUUUGGGACCAUUCCGAUCUACGGAUGUCAAAAUGGAAGACGAUUACGCUCCACUUAAGCCACGUACAACAUAUAUAUUUGUCGCUGUAAUCAUGUACGACAACCGUAAAAAUCUCUUUCCCGAUCACGGACUAUUAAUUAACAUGGACUAUGACACUGUUAUGGGAGUUUUCGCUUUUGAAAAUGAACAUAUUUGGAACCCGGUCAAGCAUGUCGCGGGUUCUGGCAAUCGUAAUUUUCAUAUAUGGUCUAAUUACGUCGAAAGACCGAUACUGCAUCCCGAUCGCAACGACGACCGACGCAUUAACGUACAACACUUUUCCAUCGUGUCUUACUAUUUACCGUGGAUUUAUCACGUGGUCAAAACCGAUACGAUAGAUCUGAUGGUGGGCGACACGGACGAAGAAGAGUCUACCACCAUGGACAGUUCGACGACAGACCGAUCGUUUGAGAUCACCACGCCGAUAACCGACUUGCCCGACACAUACUACGACAGUGACGGAGCCUUCUACGGCGUUGAGUUCAACGUUAACCCUUGCGGGAAAGCCGUCGGAAAAGCCCACCGGCGGUUACCGUCGGCUUUGUGCACUGCUGCCAUGUGUUGCUUUACCCUGUGUGCCCCCUUGUUGUCCGCUCUUAAUUGGUUUUAA